This is a messenger RNA of Pararge aegeria (speckled wood butterfly), 1636 nucleotides long. RefSeq names its product CCR4-NOT transcription complex subunit 6-like. Gene Ontology annotation, cellular component: CCR4-NOT complex; nucleus; cytoplasm. The record is from RefSeq and is a predicted model, not a curated record. The transcript is spliced from 8 exons. Gene Ontology annotation, molecular function: poly(A)-specific ribonuclease activity. The coding region runs from base 85 to 1170 and encodes 361 amino acids. Gene Ontology annotation, biological process: nuclear-transcribed mRNA poly(A) tail shortening. Lineage: Eukaryota; Metazoa; Arthropoda; Insecta; Lepidoptera; Nymphalidae.
GUUACUGCCACCUUACCACCACAGAGGCCUUGGAUACCCUUGACGAGACCGAAUAGGAGUCGGCCGACAUGUAUAUUCACCGUGAUGUGCUACAACGUGCUCUGCGACAAGUACGCGACCAGACAGAUGUACGGCUACUGCCCUAGCUGGGCGCUGGAGUGGGACUACAGGAAAAAGGGCAUCCUCGAUGAGAUCAGACAUUACUCAGCGGACAUCAUCAGUUUACAGGAAGUCGAAACGGAUCAAUUCUAUGCUUUUUUUCUGCCGGAGUUAAAACAGGAUGGCUACGAUGGUAUAUUUUCGCCCAAAUCACGCGCAAAGACAAUGUCCGAAUCGGAACGGAAGUACGUCGAUGGAUGCGCUAUUUUCUUCAGAACUUCAAAAUUCACCUUAGUAAAGGAGCACCUUAUUGAAUUCAAUCAACUAGCUAUGGCGAACAGCGAAGGUUCAGACAACAUGUUAAAUCGGGUGAUGCCAAAGGACAACAUCGGCUUAGCUGCAUUAUUAAAAACAAAGGAUGCGGCAUGGGACAAUGCGUUUAACGAUCUAUCCGGGAUACCUACGGACCCGUCGACCCUAGCACAACCAAUUCUAGUAUGCACGGCGCACAUACACUGGGACCCUGAGUUCUGCGACGUGAAAUUGAUCCAAACCAUGAUGCUGAGCAACGAAUUGCGGUCUUUAUUGGACGACUCUGCCAGAACGCUGCGUAUGUCCGGCCAGAAGGAAAAUGUACAGUUAUUGCUAUGCGGCGAUUUCAACUCGCUACCUGAUAGCGGUGUGAUCGAGUUCCUAUCAGCGGGACGGGUAUCGUCGGAGCAUCGGGAUUUCAAGGAGCUAGGUUACGCGGGGUCGCUGCGGCGCAUGCCGGGCUCAGAGCACGAGUUCACGCACAACUUCAAACUGGCCUCCGCGUACAGCGAAGACAUCAUGCCCUACACUAACUACACAUUCGACUUCAAAGGCAUUAUCGACUACAUCUUCUAUAGCAAGCAGUCGAUGACACCUCUCGGGCUGCUGGGCCCGCUGUCGCAGGACUGGUUCCGCGAGCACAAGGUCGUCGGCUGUCCGCACCCGCACAUACCCUCAGACCACUUCCCGCUGCUAGUAGAAUUGGAGAUGUCCCCGAGUUCAAGCAGCAACAGCAACGGCCUGAUCGGGCGCAGGUAGCACGCGCAGCGCCAGCGGCACCAGCACAAGGGCCAACACCAACCAACACACAAACAACCACCACACAAACACCAGAAACCAAACAAACACCCCGACACGUGAGAGUGACGCCUACCAACUUUUAGUAAAUUUAUUGACUUGCGUUAUUUGGGGGGCGCAUUUUUGCUGAUGUUUAGGAUUGUUUCCUUUAAUAUAUAGUUUACUGCGUACAUACUGGUCGUGCCCAACUUCUAGUUUGUUCUGUGAAAGUAUGCACACAGAUUCAUUGAGUGCAGAUAGAAGUCAUCGCUCCUUAACGUUGACUCGCUAAGGCAGCUCAUUACCCGGAACUGAAACGCAAAAAGUAACACACAAGUGUUCAGUUAAAAACGCAAUUUGUGCGAGACAGUUUAAUAGAAAAAAAAAGAAACAAUGCUUAAGAAAGACAGAACUCCAGUACGAUACAUGCGGAUAAAAUUAUAGUUCA